Molecule: messenger RNA, 3873 nt
Organism: Leptonychotes weddellii (Weddell seal)
Lineage: Eukaryota; Metazoa; Chordata; Mammalia; Carnivora; Phocidae
Source: RefSeq, a predicted model, not a curated record
UUGUAGUCCGCGCCCGCCUGCUGCGGCUCUGCGUAUCAUGGCGGGCCACGCCGCGCUACCGCACUCUUCCGCUGGGCCCCAGAAAGUUUCGCUUCUGCCCAGCGGUGGACCCACGAGCGCGUGCUGCCAUGAAGUCUGACCUCUGCUGACCGGACCCAGGCAGGAGGCGCACAGCCGAGAGAGGCGGCCUGCAGCCAGUCGCCAUGGCUUCCCCCAUGGCAGAGAGCCAGCUGCAGAGAAUCAUCCGCGAUUUGCAAGAUGCUGUGACAGAGCUAAGCAAAGAAUUUAAGGAAGCAGGGGAGCCCAUUACAGAUGACAGCACCAGCCUGCAUAAGUUUUCUUAUAAACUUGAGUAUCUCCUCCAAUUUGAUCAGAAGGAGAAGGCUACCCUUCUGGGCAACAGGAAGGACUACUGGGAUUACUUCUGCGCCUGCCUGGCCAAGGUGAAAGGAGCCAAUGACGGGAUCCGAUUCGUCAAGUCGAUUCCAGAGCUCCAAACAUCUCUGGGAAAAGGAAGGGCAUUUAUCCGCUACUCCUUGGUGCACCAGAGGUUGGCGGACACCUUACAGCAGUGCUUCAUGAACACCAAGGUGACCAGUGACUGGUACUACGCAAGAAGCCCCUUUCUGAAAGCGAAGCUGAGCUCUGACAUCGUGGGUCAGCUCUAUGAGCUGACCGAGGUUCAGUUUGACCUGGCGUCGAGAGGCUAUGACUUGGACGCUGCCUGGCCAGCGUUUGCCAGGAGGACACUGGCCCCCGGCUCUUCUGCUUACCUGUGGAAACCCCCCAGCCGCAGCUCCAGCAUGAGCAGCUUGGUGAGCAGCUACCUACAGACUCAGGAGAUGGCCUCCAGCUUUGACGUGAGCAGCCCCUUAAACAACGAGGCACAGGAGGGCUUUGACGAGAUGCGGCUGGAGCUGGACCAGCUGGAGGUGCGGGAGAAGCGGCUGCAGGAGCAGAUGCAGCAGCUGGACAGAGAGAACCAGGAGCUGAGGGCGGCUGUGAGCCUGCAGGGUGAGAAGCUGCAGACGGAGAGGGAGAGGGGCCGCGCCGCUGCUGAGGACAACGCCCGCCUCACUUGCAUGGUGGCCGAGCUCCAGAAGCAGUGGGAGGUCACCCAGGCCACCCAGAACGCCGUGAAGGAGUUCCAGGAGUGCCUGCAGGCCCUGGAGCUGGGGGCAGCAGAGAAGGAGGAGGAUUACCACUCGGCCGUGCGGCGGCUAGAAUCCAUGCUGCGGCCCCUGGUGCAGGAGCUUGAGGCCGCACGGGACCUGCUGGGCGGGGAGGACCGGCAUUCAGCUAAUGUCCCAGCCCAGCCGGGUACGGCCGAGCAGAAGGCAGAUGCGGCACCAGACACACGGGGGCAGCAAGAGCUCCUCCCCAGCGCCUCGGCCCUGGAGGUCCAGGAGCUGCGGGAGAAGCUUCGAGCCCUGGAAGGAGAGAGCACCAAGGUGCAGGAGCUCAACAGGCAGCAGAGUGGCCAGCUGGAGCAGUUGGCCAAGGAGCUGCAGCUGAAGGAGGAGGCCCGGGCCAGCCUGGAGCGCCUGCUGGAGGAGACGGCCCCGCUCCGGGAAGAGCUGGCCGGGAAGGGGCAUGAGGCAGCCCAGCUCCGGCGGCAGCUACAGGAGUCCCUAGGCCACCUGAGCUCCCUGGAGCAGGAGUUGGCGGAGGUGAGGCAGGGGGAGAGGCAGCGGCGAGAGGAGAAGGAGCUGCUGCAGCAGGAGGCCAGGUUCCUGGCACGGCAGCCGCGGCUCCUCGAGGCCCAGCUGGCCCAGCUGAGCCGGCACGUGAGUGAGCUGCAGGAGCAGAAGCGGCAGCUCAUCCGGGACAAAGACCACCUCAGCCAGAAGGUGGGGGCGCUGGAGCGGCUUGCCGGGCAGCCGGGCCCAGAUCUGCCCACGGCAGGGGAGAAGCCCGAGGCCCAGGGCCCCCUAGGUUCCACCCUGCAACAGGUCUUCAAGAAGCCGGAGGAGGAGCAGAGAAGCCCCCAGGAGGGCCAGACAGGUGAUAGCCAGAUGCGAGGGAACGGUCAGGAGGAGAAGCUCCAGCAGGCCAACAGGGAGCUGGAGAAGGAGCUGCAGAAUGUGCUGGAGCGCAACCAGCUCCUCGAGGGCAAGCUGGAGGCCCUGCAGGCUGAUUACCAGGCCCUGCAGCAGCGGGAGGCAGCCAUCCGGGGCUCCCUGGCCUCCCUGGAGGCUGAGCAGGCCAGCAUCCGGCACAUGGGGGACCAGAUGGAGGCCAGCCUCCUGGCUGUGAGGAAGGCCAAGGAGACCAUGAGGGCCCACAUGGCUGAGAAGGAGGCCGCCCUGCGGAACACGGAGGCCGAGCGUCAGCAGCUGCAGGAGGAGGUGGGGCUGUGCCGGCAGCUGGUAGAGGCCCGGGAGAGGGAGCUCGGGGCUCUUGAGCGCCAGUGCCGCCAGCAGACCCAGCUGAUCGAGACCCUUACGGCGGAGAAAGGCCAGCAGGGACUCGGCGCACCUGAAGACCGUGCAUGCCGGGAGCCAGCAGCCCAGCCGGCCCUGGGUCAGGCCCAGGUGGAGACCCAGCAGGGGGAGGCUGGGCACCUGCCGGCCGAAGUGCUAGACCUUCAGGCCAAGCUCCAGGCAGCCCUGGGUGACCGGGAGAAGGUACAGGGCCAGCUGAGCGUGGCUGAGGCCGCUCUGAGGGAGCACAGGGCCCUGGUACAGCAGCUGAAGGAGCAGAACGAAGCCCUCAAGAGGGCCCAGGGUCGGGAGCUGCUGCAGCUCUCAGAGCGGGAAGGGGCGCCGCGGGAGGAGAGGACUGAGGAGGAGGAGCGAUCACGGGCCGAGAACCCACCAGUCCCAGAAUGCGGCUCCCCGGAAGCCCAGCUGGAACAGGCCGAGCCGCAGGGGCAGAUGCCCGGAGCUAGCGCAGCCACCGACGAGCCCGGCGUCCACGUCAGUGCGCAGCUGGCCGAGAAAAAGCAGACUGAGGAGGCUCUGGCCUGCGCCUUGCGGGAGCUCCGUGACGCCAAGGAGGCAGCCUCGAGGCAGCGAGAGGGCCUGGAAGAGCAAGUGGCAAGGCUGCAGCGAGAGAGGGACAGCGUGCAGGAGAGGCUGAAGGUGGCUGAGGAGGCGGCCCGCUCCUUGCCCGGCCUGCAGGCCCAGCUGGCCCAGGCCAAGCAGCAGGCCCAGAGCCUCCAGGAGACUGCACACGAGGAGCUCAGUGCCCUCAAGUUCCAGCUGAGCACCGAGAUCAUGGACCACCAGAGCCGACUGAAGACUGCCAGUGAAGAGUGCCGGAACCUCAGGGACCAGCUUGAGGAGCGAGGCCGGCAGCUGCAGGCUGCCGAGGAGGCGGUGGAGAGGCUGCAGGCCGCCCAGGCAGAUCUGGGAGAGCAGCUGCGCGGCACCAGCAAGCGUCUUUCCGAGAGCCAGGCUGCCAUGCAGAAGAAGGAUGAGGAGGGGGCUGCCCUGCGUGACAGCUUGGACAGGACCCGGAAGGAACUUGAAAAAGCCAUGGCAAAGAUCCAAGAGUAUUACAACAGACUCUGCCAGGAGGUGACAAACCGGGAGAAGAAUGACCAGAAGAUGCUCGCGGACCUGGAUGACCUGACUAGAACCAAGCAGUACCUGGAGGAACGACUGAUUGAGCUGCUCAGGUGAGAGUCGGCACCAGCAACUGGCUGGGGGCCUCCUCUGAGCUGGGGUUUCUCUUUAAAGAAAUGCAGCUACUCUUGGAAGGCCUCUCAAGGGAAAUGGGCCCCUGUCUGCUUGCGUUAUGUUGUGGAGGCCCUCCCCCACACAGAUGGGGUCCUCCCAGGCCCUUGGCAGCCUUGAAGAGUAGAUUUCUCUGCUCCCAGUAGUGUUCAGCUGGGUUUGUGUUGUCAUAGUGCUGGGGCAUUAUUUUCUU